Molecule: messenger RNA, 2572 nt
Organism: Megachile rotundata (alfalfa leafcutting bee)
Lineage: Eukaryota; Metazoa; Arthropoda; Insecta; Hymenoptera; Megachilidae
Product: embryogenic cell protein 40-like
Source: RefSeq, a predicted model, not a curated record
UUCAUUUUGCACAAAGUUUGAAAAUAAGUUAUCAGAAAAUGAUACUGCAUGGAAAGGGAUAUCUGCACGACCAGUCGGAUAUCGAUAACGCUGUUGACAAUAUUGCCAACCGAUAACUUAUCAUCGGAACCGUGCAAAUGACCGUCAAUUCAAUGAUAUAAUAUUUCCAUCGCAAAAUAUUCUUUAUUGAUAUUUACCGCCGUAUCUGAUAUAACUGACCUCAUAUUAAUGAAUUUAAAAGUAUCUUAAUCCACGCACACACCCGCACACACAAAUCCAAAUACAAACUGUUCACUUCUACAAUAAAAAUUUAUUUAAUCCUUCAAAAACAUUUUCAACAAUCGAACAAUGCGCCAUUCUUGAACAGAAGCCGAGAGCCACACAGUCGCAUUUAAUAAUUGAAUAUUGGGAAACAUUUCUAUUCAAUGAUUGAUUUGUCUUUGUACAAUGGAAGUUUAGAUUGAUCGACUGAUCAAUCAAAAACAUUGAUUAAGCAUUCUGCGACACGAAACGUGAAUAAGGCUAUUAUGAUUGUGCAUCAGAGGAGUCGGUGAUAUAGUGCAAGCAGAACCUCUGUAUGAUGGUGGAACAGCAACGGUAUGGUCUGACGACGUGGCAGGAAGAUAGAUGUAAUGGGACAGGUACGCUAUGGUCUAACAAUGUAGCAUUAGAAUGUCUGUGUCAUUAUGGGGUAGGAACGGUAUGGUCUGAUGUGGCAGUAGGAGGACUGUAUCGUUAUGGGACAAGUACGGUAUGGUCUGACGAUGUGGCAGUAGGAGGACUGUAUCGUCAUGGGACAAGUACGGUAUGGUCUGACGACGUGGCAGUAGGAAGUCAUCAUCAUGGAACAGGUACGGUAUGGUCUGACGACGUGGCAGUAGGAAGUCAUCAUCAUGGAACAGGUACGGUAUGGUCUGACGACGUGGCAGUAGGAAGUCAUCAUCAUGGAACAGGUACGGUAUGGUCUGACGACGUGGCAGUAGGAAGUCAUCAUCAUGGAACAGGUACGGUAUGGUCUGACGACGUGGCAGUAGGAAGUCAUCAUCAUGGGACAAGUACGGUAUGGUCUAACGACGUGGCAGGAGGAGGACAUCAUCAUGGAACAGGUACGGUAUGGUCUGACGACGUGGCAGUAGGAAGUCAUCAUCAUGGAACAGGUACGGUAUGGUCUAACGACGUGGCAAUAGCGUGGCUGCAUCAUAAAGGGACAAGUACGGUAUGGUCUGACGAUGUGGCAGUAGGACACCAUAAUAGGACUAGAUCGGUAUGGUCUGACGACGUGGCAGUAGAACAGCCGUAUCAUCUUACGGUAUGGACUUACGAAGUAGCAACAGAACGGCUAUAUCGUUAUAGGAAAUGACCGCCAUGGUCUAACGAUCCAGCAGUAAAGUGGCCGUAUCAUAAUGGAACAGGAGCGGUAUGGUCUGACGAUGUGGCAGUAGGUAUCAUCCUGGAAAAGGUACGGUAUGGUCUGGCAAUAUGGUACAAUGGUUGUAUGAUAAUCGGAGAGAGACAGUAUUGUCUGAUUAUGUGGUACAAUGUCUAUACGAUGAUCAUAAUGGUAUGGUAUGAUGAGACAAUAUAUGAUCAUACAGUAACAGUAUAAUAAUAACUACAGUAGGAACAAUGCAUUGUAGCUCUGAACUUAUACACCUCGCAUGCAUAUCUGCAUGUGUGACGUCAAAGUGUCAUUUACUUUUUCCUCGAAACGAGCGAGGGAGUCAUAUUAAUAUAAUAACGUUUCCGUUAUAUGUAGCUGCCGUGUAACGCGGCAGUCUUUUGGCAUCAUCAAAUCAUUUCAUUUUAUACAUUUUACAAUAAUAACAUUGUAUUAAUUUUUAUAUUUUCAUCGGCUUGACAAAAUUUUUAGUUCCCAUUUUUUUAAUUAAAUUCUUACUAUCGUACUUUUUAGUUUUUGCUGAUUAAAACGAGACCAAACACGAUAUACUUUAAUUGAUGUGUACCUAUUUCGCAGAUGAAAUAAGUUAAAUAUUAGAACUACUGUUGAUGGUUCUAAAAUAAAAAGAUAAAAUAUCUCAAUGCGGCCGAUCACAUGUUCUCAAGUGAGCAACAGCCUUAAAGUGACCUGCGUAUGAUCACACUGCUUCCGCGACCGACUGUCAGUUGACGUUUGGCUGCCAAACCGAACGGACGAUACAGCGAUACGUAACUGAUUCUUACAAUCAUAUAUUUAUACCAAACUAAAAUCAAAGCCAAAGAAAAAUUAAUAAACCAGAUAGAACUCUGGCACAUUGAUAUUAAAUAGAACACUGAAGUUCUGAACUGCAACGCUGUAUGCACGACGCUGACCUUUUUGUUAAGUAGAUUCAUUCGAUAUUCUACUUUAGGACUAGAGACUUUUGUGCAUUAACAUAUUGAUUUCUUGCUUUAUACGUGUACUUGCAUCACGGCUAUAAAUAUGCGGGAUGAGUCACCGGAGUCUGUAAUCUGACGGUGUCUUCCGAAAUUAUCGAUUUUAGUAACUAAUUUUUUGGCUAGUAAUUAUUUCGAGACAUAUUUUACGAGCUUACAAAUUUUUAGUGUUACCGAUUUAUAGAGAGCAAGUUACGGA